GGGGACGAGCCGCACUGCGGUAUUGGGGAGACAUGAGUUAUCCAUCCGUUUUCUAUCGUGAUUGUCUGACUUUUAACGAGCGAGAGAAAAAUUGACGCGAACGCACGUGUUUUAAGACUUGGCGAUUACCACACGUGCGCCGAAAGAACUCGAACGUGCGAAUUCUCGAGUGUACGGGUGCUGUGUUAACCACUAAACCACCGCGCUACCCUAGUAAACUAAUUGUAUCGACUUGUACUGAUAAAAUGGCGAGUUCUUGUUUUUUUUUUUUUUUUACUGGAAUAUUUGUGUUUUAAUUGUCGACGCCAAACGUUGGCUCACUUCCGCUGCGUCGUGGUUUCCGUGGCAACAAUGGCUACAUCAACUAUUCAACUUUUUUUUUUUUGCUUCGACGCGCAAAACAAUCAUAUAAAAGGUGGCGUGCAUUUUGAGAAGGGUGGGGCAGGACUGAAGGACCACCAUGGUAACCCUGACCACGGAGCUCAUAGUCAAUUCGAGGAACUUCAAGAAAAAGAAAGGCCGCCUCUCCCUUCAAUACAACCUCAGGACCCUCACCCAUCUCCACUUCUCCGGGCACAACAUUGAGGACAUCGGCGACCUCUCCGCAUGCCAAAACCUGACCGUCCUCUACCUGUACAACAAUUGCAUCACGCAGAUCCAGAACCUGGACUUCGCUUGUAACCUGACCCAUCUGUACCUGCAAAACAACAAUAUCACACACAUUGACAACCUGGCCCAUCUGCACAAGCUCUCCAAACUCUUCCUGGGCGGUAACAGGAUCUCGCUUCUCGAGGGUUUGGAGAGCCUGGGGGAGCUGGAGGAGCUGCAUAUGGAGAGUCAGAGGCUGCCCCCCGGGGAGAAACUGCUUUUCGACCCCAGGACUCUACGCGCCCUGGCUAAAUCUCUGCGCGUCCUCAACAUCAGCAACAACAACAUCGACGAAAUGGCCGACCUCGCCGCGCUGUGGGAAAUCCGACAUUUUUCCGCCGCUGACAACAAGCUUCGCAACGUGGAGGAGCUCGAGAGCGUGUCGGGGUCCUGGCCUUGGCUCGUUCAAAUGGAUUUGCGCGGAAAUCCCGUGUGUAAAACGGCCAAGUACCGAGACCGACUGAUCACGGCGUGCAAGGCGCUCGAGGUGCUGGAUGGCCGUGAUAUUCACGAAGUGACCAGAGAGUUUCUGGUGAAAUGGGAAGCGUCUAAAGAAGCCAAGAAGAAAAAGAAGGCGGCGCUAUUGAACCCGCCACCUUUAAUGAAUAACGCGAGCAAGGGUCAGGGUGCGUAUCCGCCUCGCGCCUGUUGCCUCGCUCGUGCGCAAGGGUGGAAGCUGCCGCCGCCGCCACCACCGCAGCAGCAGCAGCAGUCUCACAGGGUGCAGCUGUUAAAAAGCUCUCUGUACAGACGGCUCAACCGGAUGGCCGUCACGGCGGACGCAAAUAAAAAAAUCACCAGAUAGAUUUGAUAGAUUGAACCUUUUUU
Molecule: messenger RNA, 1476 nt
Organism: Hippocampus comes (tiger tail seahorse)
Lineage: Eukaryota; Metazoa; Chordata; Actinopteri; Syngnathiformes; Syngnathidae
Gene: ppp1r42
Product: protein phosphatase 1, regulatory subunit 42
Exons: 9
Coding region: 461-1453 (330 amino acids)
Molecular function (GO): protein binding
Source: RefSeq, a predicted model, not a curated record